Dothidotthia symphoricarpi CBS 119687 is the source of this 576-nucleotide messenger RNA. RefSeq lists its product as uncharacterized. The annotation marks the transcript as partial. The transcript has 2 exons. NCBI's taxonomy places the organism in Eukaryota, Fungi, Ascomycota, Dothideomycetes, Pleosporales, Dothidotthiaceae. The record is from RefSeq and is a predicted model, not a curated record.
UGUUCCAACCCGUCAACACCGGACUCAUUAGACACACUGAUCUUCACCCACGGUGCCGGUGGCACACUCUCCGCUCCCGCAGUCGUGAACUUCUGCGCCGGCUUCUCCUCCUCCCUGCCCGUCUUCGCGUUCCAGGGCUCCUCGAACCUUCCCGCGAGGGUGCAAGCAUUCCACGAGUGUAUAUCGCAUAUCCGAACCUGGCUUCUCAUCGGAGGCAGAAGUAUGGGUGCGCGCGCCGCUGUUAUGGCCGCCACGUCUUUUCUCACAGAAACCAUCGAAGAGACAGAUGAAAGACCAAAGGUACGGCUUAUUCUUGUUUCCUACCCGCUCAAAGGACCGAAAGGCAUCCGGGAUGAGAUUCUACUGGAUUUAUCAGAGGACGUGGAUGUCCUGUUUAUCAUAGGGGAGAGAGAUGCCAUGUGUCCGUUGGAUCCGCUGGAGGAUGUGAGAGGGAAGAUGGCGGCAGUGUCGCAGCUUGUUGUUGUGAGGGGUGCGGAUCAUGGGAUGUGUGUUAGGGGGAAAGAUAGGGAGAGGGAGGUGGGCGAGGAGACGGGACAGGUAGCUGCAAGAUGGGUG